This is a messenger RNA of Lonchura striata (white-rumped munia), 8737 nucleotides long. Lineage: Eukaryota; Metazoa; Chordata; Aves; Passeriformes; Estrildidae. The record is from RefSeq and is a predicted model, not a curated record.
CCCGGGCUCGGCCGCCGUCCGCCUGCCGGGCUGCGCGCCCCAGGCAGCUGCAGGAACCUGGGGUGCGGUUGCUAUUGUCGUCGGUAUGGCGCGGGUCUGUCCGCUGGAGCGGUGAAAUGUGUGCUGGUGCACCAGGGGUGGAGGCGAGUCCGGCAUACGAGAAGCACGAUCAGGGAAAUUCGAGUUCAGUGCAGUGUGAGGAUUUGCAGUCCUCGAGUAUGAGAAGGCGUGACAGACACUACUGGAAUGAAGCAGGAAGAGGAAUAUAAAAAACAGGAGAGACGAAGCGUAAAAUUGGUGAUAAAUACGUGAAGAAGCAGUAAAGGUUGAUAACAGCAUGCUUUAUUAAUAGGACUGUUACGAGAAGGAAGUUGAGAGGCAACUUUAGAAAACACUCCUUUAAAUUCCUGAGGAAUUGUGGCCCAGACAUUUUCACCUUUAAGGCACAGGCAUUCUCUUCUCCCAGAAGUUGUCGGGGAACAUUUUUCAAGCAUUGCAGCUUUCUUGUAUGUCCUGCUUGAGUGUGAUCAUUGGGUGUGUUUCACCAGUUCACCGGAUUUAGAAAAGUAUUUGGCUUCGAAUCCUAGCUUACAAGAGCUUGUGUUUUCUGAAUGUCUUGAAUUUGUGUUUUUAUUUUUUGUGUAUGUCUGUCCUUUUAAUCUUAUUCUUUGUACCAGUGAUCACAAAAAUUGCUGAACUCUCUCCUACUGUCUUUCAUUAUCUCCUCUAUUGUUUUUCUCUAGGUUAGUUCAUCAAAUAGAUUUUACUGCACUGACUUGGCAUUGCACAGCCAUAAUAAACCCAUCACAUUUUUAUUCUUUUUUCCAUUCCCCUCGGCUAUGUUCUUGGGAUCUCUGCAUAAUGUGAAAUACUGUAUCUUCCUAGAAUUGUGCCUGGACCUAAGUCUUAAAGAAGCAGCAUUGUUGGAAAUACAGCUGCUGUUGGGUAGAUGUUUAAAAUUAAUCCAUACGUCUUUAGAUUGAGCCAGGAAAUGUUAAGAGUGGGUACAGCUUGCAUCUAGCAGCUUAAUAUGUUCAGCUGCAUUCCUGCUGAUGAAGAGCCCUCAGGACAGGAGCACAAAUCUUAUACCUGCUCAGAGAUAUGGCUGCAAAUGUAUAUACUAUAAAAUUCUUAAAUAGGAAUUUUUAAAUACGGUGAUGUAAAGAAUUAUUUUUUUCUUUAGAUGAUUACUGUUCUCUUUCAGCCUCUGCUCACAUUCAGAAUUAUUGCUGAUACUUAUUUUGGGAAGAUGUACACUGUUCUAAGGAGUGUAUUCACCAUUUUUGAAUUAUCAUUCUUGCAUAUCUGUCUUUAUUCUGUCUUUAUUGCAUAAAGGUUUUCCUUUCCCUAAGUUUCUAAUGCUACGUUGGGGAAAAUCAAUGUCCGAUCCUAACUGCUGUGUUACGUUUCCUCUUUUUGUAUCUGUUUGGAUUUUUUUUUUUUUUUAAUAGGUAACAAUAUAAUUGAUGCAAGCCUAGGACGUUCUGUUUACAUGCAAAAGAAAGCAGUAGCACAGCAUCUGCAGAAAAGCAGACUAUUGAAAAGUGACUAUUCUGAAGUCAUGAACACUAAAACAUGAAGAUUUUGUGUUAGGUAGUUUUGUUUUGAAAGUGAAUUACCUACAAAGCAAGAAGAAUGUAUCUAUUUUUCACUAUGGGACAUAGGGUAACGAAGCCCAUAGUUCUGCUACUGUGUCCUUCUUACUGUAUCCGUGUUUCUGCUUGGCCUCCAAAACUUGAUGCACUUGUAGGAUUAUCUUUGCAUGGCAGGGGGAAGGUUCUUUUAGUUCUUCUGCUACAAGUAGGGGUUCUGCAAGCAUGCUCCCUGGCACCACUCGUCUAAAGGGGAAAGCAGGAAAUGUGGCAGGAUCAUUGAGAUACAAUAGUUGUCUAUCUCAUGAAUAAUAAAUCCAUGCCUUGCCAAGUAACCUGUACAUCAGCUGAAGAAUCAUUGGUUGAAACAAAAUAUGAUGCUUUGAAAUAAGGGAAAUAUUUAUAAUGUGUAAAUUUUCUUCUAAAAUCACUAACAGUAUCCUGUAUUGGUUGAAUUUCAUAAAAGGUGGAUGCUUAUGUGAUUCUUAAAUAUUUAGAUUCACUUUGAAUUAAGUAAGACUCUACCUGAAAUCCAGUAUCUAAUUGAACUUAUUGGGAACCUUUGUUGUGAGCAGGUUGCUCGCUAACUAUUUCUUGCAUAUUUUUCUGGAAUGUGGCUGUUCUAUUGAUUAUCAGUUACUGAGUCAUCUGCCACAAAUCUCUUCAGAGUGCCCACUCUGAUUUUUUCUUUAGUGCCUGUUUCAGAGUAGGUGGGAAGUGAGACAAAUUGUCAUAAUUUUUGAUAUUUCCUGGUUAUUAGCCUUUAGCACUGAGAUCCAAGAACCCACUGUUCUGGCUGUUGAACUGGAGACUGACUGUUCUUUAGUGAAUAUGUCCAGUUUUCCAAGACAUAAUGUGAGACAGCUGCAAUAGUCAAAUGCACUCAGAUCUAUAUUUCUGCUUUCUUGUUUUUCAGUCUUGCCAUGAAUGUCUGAAAUAUUUUAUUUCAAUCUGGGCAUGUUUAGUAUUGCUUGUCCUUCCAAGACUAUGUGCAAAGUUAUUCAGUGCCUUCAGGCAAGAAGGUAUGUUUUUUAUCCAUUGAUCAGAUAUUUGGCAGGAGAAAAAAUAAUAGUAUAGAAGAAGACUAAAAUAUUUCAGUAUUUAUUAGAAUGGGGAUUGUAAAUUGAGGAAAGAUAUCUAGGGCCUCUAGUGGGUAUUUCCCAAAGUAUCACAGAGCAGGAUCUUGAGUGGUGAUCCUGUUACAAGAUUUCUUGAGGCAAGAGAGAUCAGAUCAUCUUGAUUGGAAAAAGUAACCAGUAGUUUUACUGCCAUUCUUCUAGUCAUCAGAGAUACUUGUUAUAUGAAUAAAUGCAAGAAUGCAAAAUACCACAUUUUCUGCUAUUGUUCUCUACAACAGUAUUUUAUGAAGAUGCCAAGACACUUUGUGUUUGGGACAUAAGAAUGAAAAGAGAGAGCUUUAGCAUUCACAUUUAAAGAGGAGAUUUCCCACAUAUCAACUGAACAUCAUCUUGUUUGCACCUGAUGUGAGACUCAAGCAAGUAGAACUAAAAUAUACAUUGGGUCAAAGCUGUAGUGCCACUUAGUCUGCAAGUGCUUUGCUGUAGGGAGGAACAGCUCACAAGUGAGCAGUGAUGGACAGAGCAGGCUUAUUUGUGUGACAGCAGUGGAGUGCAGCACAGUCAUCAUUCCAAGGAAAGGAAGUCAUCUUUGACAUCUUGAGUGGCUUCAAACUUCCAGCUGUCUUAGCUCUGUGUUAAAGAAAAUGCAUCAUUGCUAGCUGAAUUCAGGAUGAAAAAUGAGCAGCUAGAUGGCUGAACAGAAAUCUUCACUAGUUUCCAACUCUUAGUGAAGAUUUUCAGUUUAGAUGAUGCAGUUUGUGUCACAGGUAUGUGUAAGUCAUAGCCUUAUUCCAAAAGAGGAAUCCUUGUCCACAAGCUGUCUUGUCUGUCCUGUGUAUGCAUGUUACCUGUGUGUCUUCAGUAUACUUGAUAUAGCAUGGUCUGUCAUCUUGUUUUGUUUUUAGAAAAGGUGUGCUGGCUUACUGGCUGCUCUGUUAGAGGCACAGUGUUAGUGGCAAACUGACAAACUGCAGGUUUUGAUAAUGAGUCUUUACCAAUUUAGAAUAGACUUAUAAAUGAUAUAAUGGCUUGGCUUGCAGUGGUAAAGUCCCAGGCAGAUUUAUAUAAACUGGGCUUAAACCCAUACUACUCUGUGAUUUUUACAUUGGUUUGACUAAAUUGCUUGUAAUAUAGCAUAGACUAACUAGCUUGAGUAUUGGUGAAAUCCAUGCAAAUGAGCAGGCAGUUUGAGUUCUUUGUCCUUUUCAGCACCACACCUCUAGGAGAUCUUGAAUGAGCAUGUGGAUGAGAGGAUGGGUGUUUGUUGGGUGUUUGUUGAAUAUCUGAUGUCAUGCUGGUGUGGUAUCCUUUGCAGGCUUUCCUUUGCAGAGCAUUUUUUUAAAUGCUUGCAUACUCUGUAUUCUCCCAGAUCUGGAUGCUGUCCUAAUUCAUAUAAGAACCCAGGCGUGGCAAUGGCAGAUUCUGCACGGUAGAGUUCAUGGCAAGUAUUUGUCUAAUAUAAGCCAAGCAAGACACAUACAAGGCUCAGAGUGAAGACUGGAACAGCUGGACAGAGGUGUGUAGCUGCAGCACAAAGAAAAUGAAUGGCACACUGGAUCACCCAGACCAACCUGAUCUAGAUGCUAUCAAAAUGUUUGUGGGUCAAGUCCCACGGAGCUGGUGUGAGAAGGAUCUAAGAGAACUUUUUGAACAGUAUGGUGCUGUCUAUGAAAUCAAUGUCUUGCGGGACAGGAGCCAAAACCCUCCUCAAAGCAAAGGGUGCUGUUUUGUUACAUUUUAUACCCGUAAAGCUGCACUAGAAGCACAGAAUGCUCUUCACAACAUGAAGAUCCUCCCAGGGAUGCACCAUCCUAUCCAGAUGAAACCAGCUGACAGUGAAAAGAGUAAUGCAGUAGAAGAUAGGAAGUUGUUUAUUGGAAUGAUAUCCAAGAAGUGCAAUGAAAAUGACAUUCGAGUGAUGUUCUCCCCCUUUGGGCAGAUUGAAGAAUGCAGGAUAUUACGGGGCCCAGAUGGCCUGAGCCGAGGUUGUGCAUUUGUGACUUUUACAACAAGAGCCAUGGCACAAACAGCAAUCAAAGCAAUGCACCAAGCACAAACCAUGGAGGGUUGCUCUUCUCCCAUUGUUGUAAAAUUUGCAGACACGCAGAAGGACAAAGAGCAGAAACGAAUUGCUCAGCAACUUCAGCAACAAAUGCAACAGAUCAGUGCUGCCUCAAUAUGGGGAAACCUGGCUGGUCUCAACACACUGGGACCCCAGUACUUAGCACUUUAUUUGCAGCUCCUUCAGCAGACAGCAGCUGCUUCAUCUGGGAACCUGAACACACUGAGCAGCCUCCACCCAAUGGGAGGACUGAACGCGAUGCAGUUACAGAACCUGGCCGCCCUGGCAGCCGCGGCCAGCGCAGCUCAGAACACACCGAGUGGCACCGCUGCGCUCACCUCCUCCAGCAGCCCCCUGAGCGUGCUCACCAGCUCAGCAGGUUCCUCACCUAGUUCCAGUAGCAGCUCUUCUGUUAAUCCAAUGGCUUCUCUUGGAGCUUUGCAGACGCUGGCAGGUGCUACAGCAGGCCUCAAUGUUAGCUCUUUAGCAGGAAUGGCAGCCUUAAAUGGAGGACUUGGCAGUGGUGGUCUCUCAAAUGGGACAGGUAGCACAAUGGAAGCCCUCACACAGGCUUAUUCUGGAAUCCAGCAAUAUGCUGCUGCUGCACUGCCCACGCUCUAUAACCAGAGUCUCUUAACACAGCAGAGUAUUGGUGCAGCAGGAAGUCAAAAAGAAGGUCCAGAGGGAGCCAAUCUGUUUAUCUACCAUCUUCCCCAGGAGUUUGGGGAUCAGGAUCUGCUGCAGAUGUUCAUGCCAUUUGGAAAUGUCGUCUCUGCCAAGGUUUUCAUUGACAAGCAGACCAAUCUAAGCAAGUGUUUUGGUUUUGUAAGUUACGACAAUCCUGUCUCUGCGCAGGCUGCCAUUCAGUCAAUGAACGGCUUCCAGAUCGGCAUGAAGCGGCUGAAAGUGCAGCUCAAGCGCUCCAAGAAUGACAGCAAGCCAUACUGAGCACACCUCCCCUCUGGGACUGGAGUGAGAAGGAUCUUCUGGUAAGUUGGAGAGGAGCACACUUAGUGAUUCGAAGCCCUAAGGCUGUGUUUUUACAGUCCUGGAAGCUGAUCCAUGCCUUCUAUCUGGCACAUCUUCCCUUGAAGACUCUGCUGCAGCCUCUGCUGAGAAUCCUGCUUCGGAUGGAGGACAAGUUUGUGCUUUUGUUUCCAGUGUUUUACUUUGGAGUUUAGGUGCCAUAUCGCUGAGGUUUUUUUUUUUGUUUUGUUUUGUUUUGUUUUCAUUUUUUUUUCCCUUAUUUGAAGUUUGCUGUGUUUGUAACCAGUGUGUGUUGAGAAGGACCAAUGCCAGCUCCUUGCGAGUGGGGAGAGAAGGUUAAAGGGAGCAGUAGAAACUGACACCACACUGCCUUGGGGUAGAGAAGAGAAGGGAAAGCAGAAAUAACACAGAACAGCUGAUGAAAACAAAGAUAGGCAAGGAGAACAGAGUCCUGGGUAAGAAAGAAUCAACUCCAUGUAGCCUUUGUUAUGCCCCAUGUGCUCUUUGGAAUUUCCUUAACUGUAUACCACAGUGGGGAUUUAUUAAAUCAUCUCUAAAGCAGAUGGGCUAAAAGGGUGAACACAUUAACAAGCCAAAGGAAAACUGCAGUGAUUUUUUUUUUUUUUUGCUGUAUAUAAACUAGGGUUUAUAUAGCAGUGUGAAUGUACACAGCACUUUAUAAAACUAUUAGAUAAUGUCUCUGCCCAGAAAAUUUCACUCCCUGUCUACAGUGGAAUAGUAAUGAGAUGCAGUGAAUUUCUCCAUGUAUAAGAAAACUUAAACUACGUACUUCAUCUAGGUUUUGUGGAAGGGUAGAGGCAGCUUAACUGGAUGAAUACAUGUGGAUCUGGAAACAAUAAACUUUAGAUCCCUGGUAACCUGCAGAAAUUUUUGACAAUUUUUCUUCUUAACAGUUGAUCCAAUUGCCCAUUUCUAUGGAAUAAUGUCCUUUUUUUGCAGAGAUUGCUAUGAAUUCCUUUUCAUAAGCAUAAUGUAAGUGCUGAUUAUUUACUGAAAUAAUAACUUUCUAUUUUGUUGGGGUUUUUUGUUGUUUUUUUUUUAAAUGAACAAAAUUCAUGCAGUGAUUUGGUCUAGUAAUUAGAUGUAUCUCUCUGCUGCAGUUUUCCUUUAAGGUGGUGUGUACCAGUGCAAAACAGGCUAAACCAGGAGCUGUGGAACCAGAGUAUUGAGCCAUUCAGUCUUUUUCUGCCUUUUGGUACAAGCUGAUAUCUUUUAUAUUGAAGGAAAAUGGAACGCACCCCUUAACUGAACACACGCUUUUUCUGCACACCAGUGAAAUUGCUAGUGCAUUGCUAAGGACCUUUGAUAUUCACUGGUUUUAGGGGGCUCAAAGGACUUUUGACACUCUGGCCUGAGCUGUUUGAAGAAAUCUGUGUAGAGUUCCAUUUUAAAACCACCAAAAUCCACCUCUGUCACAAGAGGAAGUUUACAAUUUCUGUGUCUUUAACAGAAGUUUGAUUUACCUCAUAAUAUCUCUUUUUCCUUGUUUUCUUUGUACUCCUGAAAUGUAAGGCUGUUUCCCAGGGCUCCAGCUAACACUGCAGUCUGGGAGCCAGCUGCUAAAUGAUGUGUGUGGGUCAGACAUGAGGUCAGGACUUCGUGUUCUGCUCCAGCAGGAGGAGCACUAAACCCAUCAAACCUGAGAUCUCGGGUCUGAAUCCCCACUUGUGUGCCGUGAUCUGUUGGGAAUCUUGGGCAUUUCCAGGGACUGGGCCCCCUGGGAUCUCAAACCUCAGAAUUACAAGGCCUGAUAUGUAACACCUGAGGGGAGCCCUUUCCAGUUCUUAGAUUGAAAAUCAAACAGUUGAUGUCAAUCUGUCCGUAUUGAUGGCAGACAGAUAAAUCUGUCAGUAUUAUUUAAAUAAUUUUGUGGUGGCAAAGUUUCAAAGGCCAGAUUGCCAAAUUUCCCCGUUAUGCUGGCAUGUGGUACCCUUCUAUGUUAAUUAUUUGAAUCUCUCUAGAAACAUAAACAUACACUGAGGUGAACCAUGUACACUUGAAUUCUGCACCAUAGGAAAGAUGUGUCCUGAUUUUCUGAGAAAAGAGUGUUGGAGUGUGAAGGCCUCCAGGGUGUUAAUGGGAAUUUUUUAUAUAUAUAUAUAUAAAUUAUAUACUUUUCAAAAAAAGGAAAAAAAAAACCUUAAAAAAACAUAGUUGGGAGCAACUGCUCCAAGUGCAACCUGCUGUAACCAAGAAUGUUGUUUCUAUUUUUAUAGAAGUUUUAUACCGCUCCAGGGUGGAGAAUAUUUAUUACCUAAAUUAUUUCACUGGAAAAAAAAGGCCAGGGUUUUGUAGAAUCCUGAAUGUGAUUGUUUUACACACAUAAUGAUGUGUAUGAUUGAAACUACUGAUUUUCAGUGGCCUGUUUGCAGCCCAACAACUGCUAAAUGAGGAAGAUGAAUGCUGUGAACCAGUGGAGGAGAGCACUGUGCUCUGGGGUCUCUACAGUCACUCUUACCUUCUUUGCAUCCUACCCUACUGUACUAUCUAAGACCUUUGUCCUGUUUUUCUUUUAGCCUGAUGCUCUGGCCUCUUUACUAGUCAUUUCAGUUGCCCAAAAUUAGAUAUUUUAGCUUCUUCAUCCUAUACUGUGUCCUCAAUACUGUAACUUACAGAUCAAGCUUGGCAUUGUUGCAAACAGGUGUGACUCCUAGUAAUUUUAGGAGAUUCACCAGUUUACACUGUGGCUUAGUUUGAUCAGUGACUCCUCCCAGACAUAAUCACCUUAAGACACCUAACUUGGGCUAGCUCUUGUGCCUUACUGGCGUAACUAAGUAUUGCCAAAAAGAAAAAGAAAAUAAAUCUAUGCAGGUUGAAUUUUAAAAGAUGUUAUCCUCAGAUGGUUUGAAUCAAUGCAGUUCAGCUCUCUGAACGCAGUAGAGCUGCAUCAGUUUUCACCAGCUGAAGAUGUUGCCCUUUUUGUGUAUUUGUUUCAGAUUUCCCUUGGUGUAUCAAUGUGUAUGUUGCCAAAGUUAAUAAAUGUAUCAAGUUUGUGA